This is a messenger RNA of Linum trigynum, 204 nucleotides long. NCBI's taxonomy places the organism in Eukaryota, Viridiplantae, Streptophyta, Magnoliopsida, Malpighiales, Linaceae. The record is from the annotation of a GenBank genome assembly.
AUGGUUUCUGGUCCUUCGUAUUUCUCGGCGAUGGAGGUGGAGCUUUGUGAGGGCACCAAAGAGCUGAUGGGAAACCUCCAUUCCCGGCCUAGUCUGGCGGCAGAGCCGGCGCAAGGAAGAAUCGACUAUGGGGGGUUUGUGCCUCGUGUUUUUGCAGAAGGAGAGCCUCACGACGGAGAAAAGCGGUCCAAGAGGGGGCCUUGA